UAUAGAUUGGUGCUUACAAAUUUGUGUAAAUGAUUUUUUAAUUUGUGAGACUGAUUUGGACAAUAGAAUUCUGACUGCGGUUUUUCCAUCUUAGAUUCUCACGUAAAUCUGGUGUUCCUUGUCUGUAUGUGUGUUCAUUUCCCUAAUACUAUUACUGCCUUGUUUGGACUAUUAUUGUUCUCUUCAUACCAGAAAAGCUCAGUUGGAAAAAUUCCAGAUGCUGCAGUUCGGAACAGGGAUUUCCUCGUACCGAUGCUUCUUGAGGCGAGGUACAUUGAGAUGUUUUCAGGGGAGUGCCCGAUGCAAAUGUCAAAGGACUUCCAAAUUGAGAUUUGGAAACUGAAAUCUUCCACCCUGGCAAUUUUGGAGUUUGUCCAAGACACAGAUACCACCAUUGAGAAGCCAAGUAUGAUGUAUGAUCCAUACAAAUAAACAAAAGGUUUCAGAAUGAAUACCAUCACACAUUUUUCACGCUUUUAUCAUAAAAUGGGAUCCAUUACCCAUCUCGCAACAUUCUGUAGGGAGAGUCGAUUUAGGGAGAAAUUAUUCAUUCUGCUUUCUACACACAAUUGCUGUGCAUGCUCUUCUGCAUGUCUUCAACAUCUUCACACCUGCAUUGCGAAGAAUACGCUUUCAGAAGCUUACCAAAGACAGGGGUAUCCUCACGAGGCUUUGGCACUGCUUCACGAAAUGCAGCAAACAGAUGUCCAACCGGAUCACUUCACCUUUGCCACCGUCCUCCCAGCAUGUACUAAAAUGGGGGCUGUAAAAGAGGGCAUGAAUAUUCAUCAAAGCAUAAUCGAAGGCGGGUUUUUGUCAGAUGCUGUUGUUGCAAAUGCUCUGAUGGAUAUGUAUACAAAAUGUGGAAGUAUAGCAAAGGCACGAGAACUAUUUAACAAAAUGCCUCAAAAAAAUAUGGUGUCUUGGAAUACGAUUCUUGCAGGAUAUGCACAAAGUGGUGAUCUUGAUGAGGCUACAAGAGUUUUCAAAGAAAUGCCGCGACGAGAUACUGUCUCAUGGACUUCAAUGAUUGCGGCAUAUGCACACAAUGGCCUUGCUGAAAACGCCCUGAAUACUUUUAAGCAAAUGCAGUUGGCAGGCGUAAAGACAGACUCCACAACCUUCGUUAGCAUCCUUCCAGCCUCUGCUAAAAUUGGAGAUUUUGAACAGGGUAUGAACAUUCAUCAAAGGAUAAUUGAAAGUGGAUUUUCGUCAGAAGUUGUGGUUGCCAGUGCCCUGAUAGAUAUGUAUGCAAAAUGUGGAAGUAUACGCAGGGCACGGGAGAUGUUUGAAAAGAUGCCUCAAAGGAAUCUAUUCUCAUGGACUGCGAUGAUUGCAGGUUAUGCACAAAAUGGGAUUUUUGAAGAGGCUUUGGAGACAUUUAUCCAAAUGAAAAUGGCAGGUCUAAAGCCAGAUUCGACUACCUUUUCUAGCGUCCUCCCAGCUUGUGCCAAAAUGGGAGCUUUGAAACAGGGUAUGGACAUCCAUCGAAACAUAAUCCAAAGUGGACUGCUUUCAGACGUUUUAGUUGCAAGUGCCCUGGUAGACAUGUAUGCAAAAUGUGGGAGCAUACACAAGGCACGUCAUUUGUUUAACGAAGUGUCUAAACAAGAUACUGUCUUAUGGAAUGCAAUGAUUUCAGGAUAUGCAAUGCAUGGCUAUGGGAAAGAUGCUCUCAAACUCUUUGAACUAAUGAAGCAAGCUGGAAUAUACCCCGACCAUGUAACCUUUGUUGGUAUUUUAUUUGCAACUAGCCAUGCAGGUCUUGUGGAUAAGGGUUGUAAAUACUUCAAUGACAUGAGUGAUCCUUAUUGCAUUAUGCCUACAAUGGAUCAUUAUGUAUGCAUGGUUGACCUUAUAGGCCGUGCUGGCUAUCUUGAGAAAGCUUUUAACUUUAUCAUUAAAAUGCCAAUUCAACCUGCAGUGAUUCUAUGGAUGUGCUUGCUAGGUGCUUGUAAAUUGCAUAAGGAUAUAAGGCUAGGAUUAUUUACAGCAACUCUUGUUUUUGAGCUGGAUCCUAAAAAUGCUGCACCUUAUGUUCUUCUGUCAGACAUCUAUGCAAAAGGGGACAGGUGGGAUGACGUUCAAAAGAUAAGGAAAUUGAUAAAAGAUAAAGACAUUAAAAAGAUACCUGGAUGUAGUUGGAUUGAAGUCCAUAAAUCGGUACAUGCUUUUUGUGCAGGAGACAGAUCACACCCACAAACACGGGAGAUCUAUGCAGAGUUAGAGAAAUUGUCUUUGGCCAUGAAGGCAGGAGGCUAUUUUCCAGAUUCAAGACAUGUUCUGAAUGAUGUGGAGGAGGAAGAAGGAGAAAUGUUCCUCUGUCACCAUAGUGAGAAGUUGGCAAUUGCAUUUGGGCUGCUCAAUACAUCCCCUGGAACAACUAUUAGAGUUGUCAAGAACCUUCGGGUGUGUAUUGAUUGCCACACUGCAACCAAGUUUAUAUCCAAGGUUGUUGCGAGAGAAAUUAUUGUGAGAGAUGCAAACCGGUUCCAUCAUUUCACACAUGGGCAAUGUUCUUGUGGAGAUUACUGGUGAUGUGAACCUGUUCCGUCAUUUAAAUCAAGGACAAUGCUUUUAUAGCGAUUGUUCAUGAUGCUAAGUGAACCAAGCUGUAAAUACAGGAUUGCCCUAUAACAAGGUGCAUGUCUAAGUCUUGCAGUGAGAAGAAGGAACCAAGUUAUAAUUUUAGAUUUAAAAAGUAUUCUUUUGUGUAUCUGGAGAGCUAGACCAUGCUGUUAAUUGUACAUAUAUACUGAUGGGAUAUUUGUGAAAUCCCCGUUUUAUAUCUCCAUGGAGGUGUGAAGAUAUUGUGAUUCAACUGUUUGUCGGGAAGCCUGUACAUUUCUAGAAUAAAAUGCUAGAAGCCUAGAAAAGGGAGUACUGAAUGGGAAAAGGAGGAGAGGAAAACUUGAAGGAAACAGAGAGCUGCUCAUCUAUCAGGAAACGUGAUAGAAGGGUUUACAUUUCUUAAUAGAAUUGUAUUGCAACUUUUCACCUUUUGUAUGAUCCUUUUGUUUGGAUUAAGUUUAUUAUGAUGUGCCUGCAUCAGGUCUGCCAUUUGCAGU
Cryptomeria japonica (Japanese cedar) is the source of this 3068-nucleotide messenger RNA. Its product is annotated as pentatricopeptide repeat-containing protein At4g21065. The record is from RefSeq and is a predicted model, not a curated record. The transcript is spliced from 2 exons. Bases 448 to 2538 code for a protein of 696 amino acids. Gene Ontology annotation, biological process: RNA modification. Gene Ontology annotation, molecular function: RNA binding; protein binding; zinc ion binding. Lineage: Eukaryota; Viridiplantae; Streptophyta; Pinopsida; Cupressales; Cupressaceae.